Candoia aspera is the source of this 2537-nucleotide messenger RNA. RefSeq names its product golgi SNAP receptor complex member 1 (gene GOSR1). Gene Ontology annotation, molecular function: SNAP receptor activity. The record is from RefSeq and is a predicted model, not a curated record. Lineage: Eukaryota; Metazoa; Chordata; Lepidosauria; Squamata; Candoiidae. The transcript is spliced from 9 exons. Gene Ontology annotation, biological process: vesicle fusion; endoplasmic reticulum to Golgi vesicle-mediated transport. Gene Ontology annotation, cellular component: Golgi membrane; cis-Golgi network; Golgi medial cisterna. Bases 63 to 833 code for a protein of 256 amino acids.
CCGCUCUAUGCCUGAGCGCGCAGCCGGCUGGGGUCGAGGAGGGCUGACGUUGGACAACAAAGAUGGCGGCGGCGGCGGCGGCGGCGGCGGCCGGCAGCAACUACUGGGAGGACCUAAGGAAGCAGGCCCGGCAGCUCGAAAACGAACUGGACCUCAAGCUGGUCUCCUUCAGCAAGUUGUGCACCAGCUACAGCCACGGUGGCACUCGAGAUGGAAGGCGCGACAGGUAUAGCUCGGACACAACCCCUCUCCUGAAUGGAUCGAGCCAAGACCGAAUGUUUGAAGCAAUGGCUGUGGAAAUUGAGCAGCUCUUGGGGAAGCUCACCGGGGUCAAUGACAAAAUGGCUGAGUACACCAGCAGCGCCGGCGUCCCCUCCCUCAACGCGGCUCUGAUGCACACCUUGCAGCGGCACCGAGACAUCUUGCAGGAUUACACGCAUGAAUUCCACAAAACCAAAACCAACUUUGUGGCAGUUCGGGAAAGAGAGAAUCUCAUGGGAUCGGUCCGAAAAGAUAUUGAGUCGUACAAAAGCGGGUGCGGCGUCAACAACAGACGAACGGAGCUGUUCUUGAAGGAGAACGAGCAUCUCCGAAGCUCCGACCGGCUGAUAGAAGAGACGAUAAGCAUUGCCAUGGCCACGAAAGAAAAUAUGACUUCCCAGCGAGGGGUGAUGAAAUCCAUACAGAGUAAGAUGAACACCCUGGCCAACCGUUUUCCAGCCGUGAACAGCCUGAUCCAGAGGAUCAACCUGCGCAAGCGGCGGGACACGCUCAUCCUGGGGGGCGUCAUCAGCAUCUGCACGAUCCUCCUGCUGCUCUAUGCUUUCCAUUGACGGAGGACGCUGCCUACAGGGACUUCUGGGACCAUGUUCCACCGCCUGGGAAGGGGCAGGCAGACUGCCGCGGGACCCUCCAUCUGGGCACGCGGAGGCCAAGGUUCCCCGGGCAGGUGGGCUCCCCUCUUCCUCCCUCCAAGGCUGGCCACGAGAUCCAAAGGGGCCGCCCUUUCUGCUCCCCAUCCAGUUCUCCCACUUUGGAGGCACAGUCCCUCCCACCCCGUGAACGUGUCCUGCCCCUUUUGUACCAUUUUUCUCCCGGCCGAAGGUGAGCCAGCUCCAAAACGUGUUCCCGUCCGGCCAUGACUUUUAUCUUCCCAAGGAGAACGUUGAUGCCUUUGUUCACACCCUCUCAGAUGCUAAGCACCCUCUCAGAUGCUUAGAUCCAAGGCAGCUUAGCCAAGACUUUGCUACUUAAACUUCGGCCGGGCCCAGUCGGAGAUCCGAAAACGAUGGAGAGGCAUUCUUGCCUGAUUUAAGGAAGAAGAUCCUCAAGGGUUGGGUUGGUGAGAACCCAACCCCCUUGUGGAGAAGAAGAAGAAGAAGAAGACCGGGCCUUCUCAUCUCCUUCCCACAGCACUGAGAAUGACCAAGACGUACCAGCUCAGCAGAUGCUGGGCAAGUGUGUGGACAGGGACUGAGGUCUAACCUCUUGUUGGGGAGGACAUUUGUCAGCCAGGCACUCCACGUGGACUUUUUGACCAACAGGAAGCCCAGUCAACAUUGCACGGGUCCCUCUUGAAAGCAAGGGAGCGUGUUCCUCAUCUUGAUCGACCACCAAAGGGCGAUGGCGGGUGUGGGGAGCACAGGAGCAUCUCUGGCAUACAUAUCUGUUAACCAUUUUAUCAGAUGUAUUCUUGGUCAAAAGCGUUUUCCACAAAACACCGGCCUGUCCUCAGCUUCUGUUUGUCCAACUUUGGUUUGGUUCCCGUCCUAACAAAGACACUGGACGUCCCCUGCCCACCCCCGCUUUGAAACAAAAAAUAAAAUCUAAAAAAGAUGUCUAUUGCAUAAUUCUGUUGGAUCUUCUGAUUCAGAAACAGAGAUUUUGUCUUUUUAUAUGCAACCCAAGCUAACCCAAACGUCACCUCUUCCUCCAUGGUGGUAUGCAGACUGCAACUUCCAUUUGUCACUCAGCCGGUGAGGAUCAUGGGAUUUGAAGUCCAAUGUAUUUAGAGGACUCAAGGGUGAGAAGAGAUGAUCUGGAGCGCUUUGGCUGCCAGGAAUCCUGGUCCUCACCUCCAUUCAUACACUGUGAAAUUAAACAUUAACACACAAUGGUUUUGUUCCAAUGAGUUCCAGAGACGGCCACUAUGCCAUGAGGGUCUGUGGCAUCAAGUUCCUAAAUUGAUGAACUAUUUUUUCUCUUUUGAGUUUGGAAGACUGUUUAAUCCUGUUAGUGCUAUGAAUAAAAGAAAAUGACAGGUAGUUUUCGGCUGUAAGAGAUUGCUUGAUGUUAGAGAAGGCUCCUGUUUCAAAUAAGCUGUUUAUUGGCCCUUUCAGAAUAGCAAAAACGGGGGAAAAGAUGAAGAUGAAUUCAUUAUCGGAGCUCUGCAUUAAGGAACUGCUGCUGGAGUUUUAUUUUUUCUUUCCACCUCGGAUGGUUCGACUCUGCUGAGAUAGGAAAGAUUUGGUUGCAUUAUCUAGCUAACAAAAAUGAAAAGAUUAAGCACUAUCUCCGAAUAAAACGUAUUUGUUUAA